This is a messenger RNA of Alosa alosa (allis shad), 4672 nucleotides long. RefSeq names its product dishevelled associated activator of morphogenesis 1b (gene daam1b). Gene Ontology annotation, molecular function: small GTPase binding; actin binding. The transcript is spliced from 26 exons. The coding region runs from base 40 to 3282 and encodes 1080 amino acids. The record is from RefSeq and is a predicted model, not a curated record. Gene Ontology annotation, biological process: actin cytoskeleton organization. Gene Ontology annotation, cellular component: stress fiber. NCBI's taxonomy places the organism in Eukaryota, Metazoa, Chordata, Actinopteri, Clupeiformes, Clupeidae.
CCUCUGCCUUCACCUUGACCCCCCCCACCACCGGUAACCAUGGCGCCGCGGAAGCGAGGUGGUGGAGGGCGCGGUGGCUCCUCCUUCUUCUUCUGCUGCUUCCAGAGCAACGACCACCCCGAGAUCACCUACCGGCUGCGCGAGGACUUCGCCCUGCAGACCAUGGAGCCCGCGCUGCCCAUGCCCACCUACGACGAGCUGGACGGCAUGUUCUCCGAGCUGGUGGAUGAGUUGGACCUCACAGAGAAGCACAGAGAGGCCAUGUUUGCCCUUCCAGCGGAGAAGAAAUGGCAGAUCUACUGCAGCAAGAAGAAGGAGCAAGAGGAAAACAAAGGUGCAACCAGCUGGCCCGAGUACUACAUCGAUCAGUUGAACUCUAUGGCUGCGAGGAAAACACUCCUGGCGUUGGAGAAGGAGGAUGAAGAGGAGCGAAACAAGACCAUCGAGAGCCUCAAAACAGCCCUCCGAACGCAACCCAUGAGGUUUGUGACGCGGUUCAUCGACCUGGAUGGUCUGACCUGUAUCCUGAACUUCCUGAAGACGAUGGACUACGAGACGACGGAGUCGCAGAUCCACACCUCGCUCAUCGGCUGCAUCAAGGCGCUGAUGAACAACUCGCAGGGGCGCGCACACGUGCUCUCGCACACGGAGAGCAUCAACAUCAUCGCCCAGAGCCUGGCCACCGAGAACAUCAAGACCAAGGUGGCUGUGCUGGAGAUCAUGGGCGCCGUGUGUCUGGUGCCCGGCGGCCACCGCAAGAUCCUGGAGGCCAUGCUGCACUACCAGAAGUUCGCCUGCGAGAGGACACGCUUUCAGACAUUACUAAAUGAUCUGGACAGGAGCACAGGACGGUACAGAGACGAGGUCAGCCUCAAAACAGCCAUCAUGUCUUUCAUCAACGCUAUCCUCAGCCAAGGAGCAGGGGAGACAAGCUUGGAAUUCAGGGUGCAUCUAAGAUACGAGUUCUUGAUGCUAGGCAUCCAACCAAUAAUGGACAAACUAAGGUCCCAUGAUAACUCCACACUAGACAGGCACUUAGAUUAUUUUGAGAUGUUGCGAAAUGAGGACGAGCUUGCUCUUGCGAGACGAUUUGAAUCGGUGCAUAUAGACACAAAGAGCGCCAGCCAAGUGUUUGAGCUCAUCCGCAAGAAGAUGAACCACACGGAUGCCUACCCGCACUUUAUGUCGGUGCUCCACCACUGUCUCCUCAUGCCUCAUAAGAGGAGCGGGAACACUGUGCAGUACUGGCUCCUCCUGGAUCGCAUUGUCCAGCAGAUGGUCCUGCAGAACGACAAAGGUUACGACCCCGACGUGACCCCACUCGAGAACUUCAACGUGAAGAACGUGGUCCGCAUGCUUGUAAACGAAAAUGAGGUGAAACAGUGGAAGGAGCAGGCAGAGAAAAUGCGAAAGGAACACCAAGAGUUACAGCAGAGGCUUGAGAAGAAGGAACGCGAGUGCGACGCCAAGACGCAGGAGAAAGAGGACAUGAUGCAGACGCUGAACAAGAUGAAGGAGAAGCUGGAGAGGGAGAGCAGUGAGCACAAGACGGUUAAACAGCAGCUGUCGGAACUCACGGUCCGGCUACAUGAACUUAGCACGAGGCAGGUCGGCACUGUCCCCGGGGGCCCUCCUCUCACCCCUGGUCCUCCAGGUGGACCUCUGCCACCCGUUCCGCCCCCGAUACCCACAGGCAUGCCCCCGCCCCCUCCUCCUCCUCCGCCAGGUGUGGGUAUGCCUCCUCCCCCACCCCCACCCCCAGGUGGACCGCCACCUCCCCCAGGUCGCCCACCCCUCUGCGGAGCUCCACCACCCCCUGGAGCCCCCCUGGGACCUGCUCCCAAGAAGAAGAACAUCCCACAGCCCUCAAACGCGCUCAAGUCCUUCAACUGGUCCAAGCUGGCUGAGAACAAACUGGAGGGCACCGUGUGGGCAGACGUUGACGACAACAGGGUUUUCAAGAUACUUGACCUGACGGACAUCGAGAAGACAUUCUCUGCUUACCAGAGACAACAGGACUUCUUUAUGGUCAAUAACAACAGACAACAGAAAGAAGUGGAGGACGACUCCCUGAGCUCAAAGAAAGUCAAGGAGCUGUCUGUUAUUGAUGGCCGUCGUGCACAGAAUUGCAACAUCCUAUUGUCUCGGUUGAAGUUGUCCAACGAGGAGAUCAAGAGAGCCAUCUUGACUAUGGACGAGCAGGAGGAUCUGCCCAAGGACAUGUUGGAGCAGAUGCUGAAGUUUGUCCCAGAGAAGAGUGACGUGGACCUGUUGGAGGAGCACAAGCAUGAACUGGACCGCAUGGCCAAGGCCGACCGCUUCCUCUACGAGAUGAGCAGAAUAAACCACUACCAACAGAGACUUCAGUCACUGUACUUCAAGAAGAAAUUUGCCGAGAGGAUCGCCGAGAUCAAACCCAAAGUUGAAGCACUGUCCAAGGCCUCCAAAGAGGUGCUGCACAGCCGGAACCUGAAGCAGCUGCUGGAGGUGGUCUUGGCCUUCGGAAACUACAUGAACAAAGGCCAGAGGGGCAACGCCUACGGCUUCAAAGUGUCUUCGCUCAACAAGAUCGCUGACACCAAGUCUAGCAUCGACAAAAAUGUCACUCUCCUCCAUUACCUGAUCACCAUCUUGGAGAAGAAGUACCCCAAAGUCAUGCACAUCCCUGAGGAUCUGCUGAAUGUCCCGGAAGCAGCGAAAGUGAACAUGACGGAACUAGAGAAGGAGAUCAAUAACCUGCGCAGCGGCUUGAAGAGUGUGGAAAAUGAGCUGGAGUUCCAGAGGAAGCGCCCACAGGAGUACGGGGACAAGUUUGUGUCCGUGGUCAGCCAGUUCAUCACCGUGGCCAGCUUCAGUUUCUCCGACGUGGAGGACUCUCUCCACGAGGCCCGAGACCUGUAUGUGCGUGCGGUGACGCAUUUUGGCGAAGAGGACGGCAAAAUGCAGCCAGAUGAGUUCUUCGGCAUCUUCGACCAGUUCCUGCAGGCCUUUGGCCAGUUCCUGCAGGCCUUUGACUUACGGGCGCCCAAGAAAGAAGAGGAGGAGCGCAGGUCACGCAUGGAGGCUCAGAUGAAGGAACAGCGGGACAAGGAACGUAAGGCGCGGAAGGCUAAGGAGAGCGGCGAUGAUGGUGGCGGCGAAUUCGACGACCUGGUGUCGGCUCUGCGCUCGGGCGAGGUCUUCGACAAGGACCUAUCUAAGAUGAAGCGCAACCGCCGACGGAUCAACAGCCAGUCCACAGAGACGGCCCGUGAGCGCCCGGUCACCAAACUCAACUUCUAAACAACGCCAUCAAAACUGCACCCAGAAUUCAACCACCACCACCACCACCACCACAGCCCCCUGGGCCCUCUCCUACCCCAAACCCACACUCUUCCCUUCAGCUUCUUCACCACUCCAACCUGCUCUGUUUAUUUGGACAGUGCUGCCACCUGGUGGAGGCCAUGAAAAGCACACAUAAAUGUGUCACUCCUAAUGGACAGGAUUCAGGAUUUCCACUGAAAACAGGGAGUGCUUUGUGUCAGUGCCUGGCGACAGAGUAGACAGAGAAUAUAAAUAUAUACACAAACAUAUUCUCUUGAGGUUGAGUCAGAACUGUGUCCGACUUCACCCUUCUGUGACUUUUUGGCAGGGUUAAAAAAAAAAUCAAGGAAGCGGUAAGGCCAUCUGUUUACAAGAUGGCCCCCCCAGAGAAACUCACCGUUUUUAUUUGAUGCAGGUCUUCCUUUGAGAAGAUUAAGAUUGAUUAUUACCGUGCUGGCGCACCAAGAAGGGCUGCUGGUUUUCUGGCCUGAAGAUAAUGCGGUCAAAUUCGAUUUGACCAGAACACUUAACAGGAGACGUGUGCAUACACAAACACCCACACACACCCACUCACUCACACACACAAACACACACAGAUGUUCAUGGACCAUGACUUUAGGAAGUGGUUUUCCUGUCUGGACCUCGAGGGACGGAGCUAACGCCAGAACCUUUCCAUACAAUGGUUUGAUUAGUUUAGGUCCUCUAAAGAAUAAUGAAUACAUAUUACUACAAGGAUUGGACAUAGCAAUGGCACACUUUAUGCAUCAACCAUUUUUUUCUACAUAGGCUAGUUACAAAUGUAAACUGAUAAAAGGAAAAAAAAGUGCCCAGAUAUGGGAUUGACUUUGCAAAAAAUGAACCUUUUAUAUAUUGAUUUUUGUUUGUUUUAGUACUAAUGUUAAUGUCAACUAAGGCUCUGGUUUACUGUAGAAUGGACAUGUAAGAGUUGUGUAUGACCCAUGUGGACAUCCAUGGAGGCUCUGAGAGUUCCUACGUUACUGGACCUAAUUUUGAUGAUGGUUGUGUUUUGCUGGGCACGAUGGCCAAAGUGGGUCCUAGUGUAAAGGACUCAAUGCUUUCAGUAUUGCCGGAGUCUGUCACAUACAAAAAGGAAAAAUAACUGCAAAAUGUAAAGUUAUUUAAAAUACAGAAUAAGUAUGUUAACCAAAUCAGUGCAAUACUCCUCCAUCAGUUCUCUCAUAUACCAUGGUUGCCCCCUGGUCCUCUCUCUCUCCUCCAUCUAGAUUAAUUGUGUAAAAAAAAAGGUUUCUUUAACAAUGUGAGAGAAUCUCCAUUGAACUUUUGUAAUUUAAAAUGGCCUUCCAUGAUAAAAAAUGGUUCUGACACAAAUAAAUUGCAGAAAACUCUA